AUGGAGGCUCCAGGGGAUGAGACUCGAACCUCAAGAGCGGAAAAACAACAAAAAGGAAAGGGCAAGAAUAACCAGUUAUCACAAAAGGAACUAAAAGUUGCCAACGGACUUACUGACCGUCUUGUUAAUGCCUUAACGGAAUAUCUACACACAGUAAGGAACCAUUUGCAAUUACAUGUCUCGUUAUUGGGAGCUAACAUCGCCGCUGCGACUCUUAGCCGCCAGUGGCAAGUACAUGCCUCGUCAUUGAAUGUUGAUACCGCCGCUGCUACUCCAAGCCGCCAGUUGCAAGUACAUGUCUCGUCAUUGCAAGUUGAUACCGCCGCUGCUACUCCAAGCCGCCAGUUGCAAGUACAUGUCUCGUCAUUACAAGUUGAUACCGCCGCUGCUACUCCAAGCCGCCAGUUGCAAGUACAUGUCUCAUCACUGCAAGUUGAUAUCACCGUUACUACCCUAAGCCGUCAGUUGCGCGUUUAUGUAUUGUCAUUGCAAGUUGAUACCGCCGCUGCUUCUCCAAGCCGCCAGUUGCAAGUACUUGUCUUGUCAUUACAAGCUGAUACCGCCGCUGCUACUCCAAGCCGCCAGUUGCAAGUAUAUGUCUCGUCAUUACAAGUUGAUACCGCCGCUGCUACUCCAAGCCGCCAGUUGCAAGUACAUGUCUCAUCACUGCAAGUUGAUAUCACCGUUACUACCCUAAGCCGUCAGUUGCACGUUUAUGUAUUGUCAUUACAAGUUGAUACCGCCGCUGCUACUCCAAGCCGCCAGUUGCAAAUACUUGUCUUGUCAUUACAAGCUGAUACCGCCGCUGCUACUCCAAGCCGCCAGUUGCAAGUACAUGUCUCGUCAUUGCAAGUUGAUACCGCCGCUGCUACUCCAAGCCGCCAGUUGCAAGAACAUGUCUCGUCAUUACAAGCUGAUACCGCCGCUGCUACUCCAAGCCGCCAGUUGCAAGUACAUGUCUCGUCAUUGCAAGUUGAUACCGCCGCUGCUACUCCAAGCCGCCAGUUGCAAGAACAUGUCUCGUCAUUACAAGCUGAUACCGCCGCUGCUACUCCAAGCCGCCAGUUGCAAGUACAUGUCUCGUCAUUGCAAGCUGAUAUCACCGUUGCUACCCUAAGCCAUCAGUUGCACGUUAAUGCAUUAUCAUUGCAAGUUGAUACCACCGCUGCUACUCCAAGCCGCCAGUUGCAAGUACAUGUCUCAUCACUGCAAGUUGAUAUCACCGUUACUACCCUAAGCCGUCAGUUGCACGUUUAUGUAUUGUCAUUGCAAGCUGAUACCGCCGCUGCUACUCCAAGCCGCCAGUUGCAAGUACAUGUCUCGUCAUUACAAGCUGAUACCGCCGCUGCUACUCCAAGCCGCCAGUUGCAAGUACAUGUCUCGUCAUUACAAGCUGAUACCGCCGCUGCUACUCCAAGCCGCCAGUUGCAAGAACAUGUCUCGUCAUUAAAUGCUGAUACCGCCGCUGCUACUCCAAGCCGCCAGUUGCAAGUACAUAUCUCGUCAUUACAAGCUGAUACCGCCGCUGCUACUCCAAGCCGCCAGUUGCAAGUACAUGUCUCGUCAUUACAAGCUGAUACCGCCGCUGCUACUCCAAGCCGCCAGUUGCAAGUACAUGUCUCGUCAUUACAAGCUGAUACCGCCGCUGCUACUCCAAGCCGCCAGUUGCCAGAACAUGUCUCGUCAUUAAAUGCUGAUACCGCCGCUGCUACUCCAAGCCGCCAGUUGCAAGUACAUGUCUCGUCAUUACAAGCUGAUACCGCCGCUGCUACUCCAAGCCGCCAGUUGCAAGAACAUGUCUCGUCAUUACAUGCUGAUACCGCCGCUGCUACUCCAAGCCGCCAGUUGCAAGUACAUGUCUCGUCAUUACAAGCUGAUACCGCCGCUGCUACUCCAAGCCGCCAGUUGCAAGAACAUGUCUCGUCAUUACAUGCUGAUACCGCCGCUGCUACUCCAAGCCGCCAGUUGCAAGAACAUGUCUCGUCAUUACAAGCUGAUACCGCCGCUGCUACUCCAAGCCGCCAGUUGCAAGAACAUGUCUCGUCAUCACAUGCUGAUACCGCCGCUGCUACUCCAAGCCGCCAGUUGCAAGAACAUGUCUCGUCAUUACAUGCUGAUACCGCCGCUGCUACUCCAAGCCGUCAGUUGCAAGUACAUGUCUCGUCAUUACAAGCUGAUACCGCCGCUGCUACUCCAAGCCGCCAGUUGCAAGUACAUGUCUCGUCAUUACAAGCUGAUACCGCCGCUGCUACUCCAAGCCUCCAGUUGCAAGAACAUGUCUCGUCAUUACAAGCUGAUACCGCCGCUGCUACUCCAAGCCGCCAGUUGCAAGUACAUGUCUCGUCAUUGCAAGUUGAUAUCACCGUUUCUACCCUAAGCCAUCAGUUGCACGUUUAUGUAUUGUCAUUGCAAGUUGAUACCGCCGCUGCUACUCCAAGCCGCCAUUUGCAAGUACAUGUCUCGUCACUGCAAGUUGAUAUAACCGUUACUACCCUACGCCGUCAGUUGCACGUUUAUGUAUUGUCAUUGCAAGUUGAUACCGCCGCUGCUACCCCAAGCCGCCAGUUGCAAGUACAUGUCUCGUCAUUACAAGUUGAUACCGCCGCUGCUACUCCAAGCCGCCAGUAA
Mercenaria mercenaria is the source of this 2628-nucleotide messenger RNA. RefSeq names its product ice-structuring glycoprotein-like. NCBI's taxonomy places the organism in Eukaryota, Metazoa, Mollusca, Bivalvia, Venerida, Veneridae. The coding region runs from base 1 to 2628 and encodes 875 amino acids. The transcript is spliced from 3 exons. The record is from RefSeq and is a predicted model, not a curated record.